Messenger RNA from Lytechinus variegatus (green sea urchin), 2715 nucleotides. RefSeq lists its product as uncharacterized. The coding region runs from base 120 to 1559 and encodes 479 amino acids. The transcript is spliced from 9 exons. Gene Ontology annotation, molecular function: protein binding. The record is from RefSeq and is a predicted model, not a curated record. NCBI's taxonomy places the organism in Eukaryota, Metazoa, Echinodermata, Echinoidea, Temnopleuroida, Toxopneustidae. Gene Ontology annotation, cellular component: external side of plasma membrane. Gene Ontology annotation, biological process: positive regulation of T cell proliferation; T cell costimulation; negative regulation of T cell proliferation.
AGGGAUUGUAGUUAGUCUGAACCGGGAAGUUUUGUGUUUAAAUCUAAUUCAAUCUAAUCUUCAAGUCGGGAAUUAAAUAUUGGGUUCCUUGAGCUGCUGCAAUAGAACACACAUAAACAAUGAGUUCGUCAUUCGCUAUAGCUAUUCGUCUGACAGUAAUGCUCAGCUGUUUGUCUGCCAGCUUAUCGGAAACAACAUCCGAUGUGUCCAUUACCGUUGGUGGUACAGCCAGGAUACCAUGUCCGUUCGAUGAGGGCGCUGUACGAAACAUCUCCUGGUACUACCAUGAUGCAUCUGGACACCGAAGGAUUUUAAGUCUUGCUAAGUAUGUUGAAGUAAUACAUGAACCCUAUACAUACAGAGCUGGCUUGGAUAAGGACAACUCAACAUUAAUUCUUCAGGAAGUGACCAUCGAUGAUGAAGGAACAUAUCGUUGCAAUGUUGACAGACUAGGACAGCCGACGCUAUUGAAUAUCACUACUACAUUGAGUGUCUUUGUCUUAUCUCCAGGAACUCCUCCGGUGAUUCGGCAGUGUCUCCAAGAACAGCCAAACAGUUCACCCUGCACACUUACUAGUGAGGGACCUACCAACCUUACCUGUCAGUUAGCCAAUGUAUACCCGAUAACCGAUCUCUCGCUUGGCUGGUACCAAGAUGGUCGUGGUCCGUUGGAGGCUGCCUUUUUGAUGUCUGAAACCAAAGAGGAUGGUAGUAUUGACCUGGAAACCAAUGUUGACGCGUUCGAGACAGGGGAAUGGUUGUGCAAGGCAUCGUAUCUCUCUGCAUAUGGUAUCGAACAAACUUCAGCCUCUAUUUCACUCACCAUACUAGAAACGAGUGAUACAGGUUCCCUGAUUGAUCCUGUGAAGAUCGUGGUACCUAUAGUCGUAGUGCUGGCUGUGAUCGUAGUGAUUGUAAUCAUUGCAAUCGUGAGGAGAAGAAGGAAUCGAAGACUUGAAGCUAAUGGACAGUACGGAGAGAUAAAACCAACUGAAAAGGUAGAGCUUGGUGACAAAGUUUACGGUAGCAUCGAUGAUGAAAUACUGGCCAGCAUCGCCGAGGAAGUGACGGACGAAAGCGACCUGUCGAAGCUUGGUCGACAUCUUGGGAUUCGACAGUUCAAGUUGAAUCAAAUCCUCAAGGAGAACGAGCAGGCCAAAGACGUCUUCCCCGCCACAUCCAUGCUGUUCACCUGGAAGGAGAAGACACCCGCAGCCAAGCAAGUCCCCAAGAUGGUGAAGGCUCUGGAACAGUCGGAUAUGGAGAACCUGAUAAAGGAAUACUUUCCGAACGAAGCUGGAGUUACAGAUAAGAGAUUGUUUGAGCUAGCCGACAACAUCCAUGAUGCAGAGGCCAUCGAACAGCUUGGCAUCAACUUUGGCUUCAGGCAGUUCAAGGUUAACCAGUACCUCAACAUGAACAAAGACCGUGGUGACCGUUCAGGGACUUUGGCAAUGCUCCUGGAAUGGAGGAAGAAGACACCUAGGACAGCCCAGAUACGGGAUCUAGUAGACGCCCUCAAGAACGCUGGUGCUGAUGGUUCAUUUAACAACAAUUGAGACUACUGAAUGCCCACCUUUAUCUGGUGUAAGGCAUGGUUGCCCCUCGGUGACUUCUUUCAACUGCGAAAUAUCUACCAAGAAAGGACAGCGCAUCAUUUCGUACAGAUAUUGCAAAGUGGAAGGCUGGGAAGUCUUUGUAAAAUAUCAAGCGGCUUGAUGACAUUGUAAAUGUGACCUGUCAGUGGGGGUUCCUAUGCUCCAGUACUGUGUACUGUAAAUUAUAUUUGAAUUAAACAACCGACAUCGACUGUAAACUACGGCAUGAAUAAUGAAAAUUCAAGAACGAAUAGGCGUGUUUCAACCCCCCCCCCCCCUUGAACGAUAUUUGUGUAUUUGUUUUCAAAGAACCGUUUUAUUUAGGAUCACAUUGCUUUCGAGGUAUAAUCGAGAAAUUACAUUAAUAGAAUUGAUGCAUACUGUAUAAAGAACCAUAAACUGGUUGAACCUUGUGUGAGUCAAGAUCAUCGUGGAUGUUGAUUAUUGCUCUUUCAAUCUUGUCAAUCCAACCAAAAAGAAAAGAAAAACGUUAUUAAACGAAUAGAUUAUUAUGGCUUAAUAUUGAGUACCUGAAAAAAAAUAAUCACGUCAAAUUAUUAUGGAGAAUUAUUACUGAGUAACUAAAGAAUUGCCAAAUGACUGAAAAUGAUCUUUUAAAUUUGCAAAAUCUUACAAAACAAAUGUGUUUAAAAUAUUUCACAUUCGGAACUGAAAUAUUUCAUUGACCGUUUGGUAAUCAUGAUAAAUAACAGUAUGAAGUAAAAGUUUUUAAGUUUUAUUAAGACACAUUGUUGUAUUUCUAAACAUACAUGGUUCCUUUGUGACAGUAUCAUGCACAGAUUGGAUGAUUUGAUAUUAAAAAAUGAGAGGCAAUCACGCUAAACGUCACAUAAAAUGAAACUACAAAGUAGUCUCGACAAUGCCAACAAUGUUGGGAGGAUGGUGCGACAUUAUAUGAUAACCUUAUGUUUGCUUGUGAAAAGGAAAUUAACUUUACAUUCGCAAGACAAUACCACUUGGGAACAAGAGUGACUCUUGAGUGACGUUCUAGUCUCUCUUACGUUUCACUAGUUCCUUUCAGGUCAAGUCCACCCCAGCUAAACGUUGAUUUGAAUAAAUAGAGAAAAAUCAAACUAGCAAAACACUGAAAUUUCCA